AGACGCGGACAGCGCCGGGACUCGCCGCCCCGGGACUCGCGCAGCCCGCAGCGCUCCGGCUCCUCCUCUCGCGACCGCCCUCCGCAGCGAUGGACGGAGACGGUGACCCAGAGAGCGUGGGCCAGCCCGAGGAGGCAAGCCCGGAGGAGCAGCCAGAGGAGGCGAGUGCUGAGGAGGAGCGGCCGGAGGACCAGCAGGAGGAGGAGGCGGCGGCCGCCGCCGCGUACCUGGACGAGCUGCCCGAGCCGCUGCUGCUGCGCGUGCUGGCCGCACUGCCGGCCGCCGAGCUGGUGCAGGCCUGCCGCCUGGUGUGCCUGCGCUGGAAGGAGCUGGUGGACGGCGCCCCGCUGUGGCUGCUCAAGUGCCAGCAGGAGGGGCUGGUGCCCGAGGGCGGCGUGGAGGAGGAGCGCGACCACUGGCAGCAGUUCUACUUCCUGAGCAAGCGGCGCCGCAACCUUCUGCGUAACCCGUGUGGGGAAGAGGACUUGGAAGGCUGGUGUGACGUGGAGCAUGGUGGGGACGGCUGGAGGGUGGAGGAGCUGCCUGGAGACAGUGGGGUGGAGUUCACCCACGAUGAGAGCGUCAAGAAGUACUUCGCCUCCUCCUUUGAGUGGUGUCGCAAAGCACAGGUCAUUGACCUGCAGGCUGAGGGCUACUGGGAGGAGCUGCUGGACACGACUCAGCCGGCCAUCGUGGUGAAGGACUGGUACUCGGGCCGCAGCGACGCUGGUUGCCUCUACGAGCUCACCGUUAAGCUACUGUCCGAGCACGAGAACGUGCUGGCUGAGUUCAGCAGCGGGCAGGUGGCAGUGCCCCAAGACAGUGACGGCGGGGGCUGGAUGGAGAUCUCCCACACCUUCACCGACUACGGGCCGGGCGUCCGCUUCGUCCGCUUCGAGCACGGGGGGCAGGACUCCGUCUACUGGAAGGGCUGGUUCGGGGCCCGGGUGACCAACAGCAGCGUGUGGGUAGAACCCUGAGCGACCCUGCCUCCACUCUCCCCCAGCUGCCUGGAGGGGCAAAGGUCGAGGGUAGAUAGGCCUUAACUUAGUCCAUAGCGUCCUCACCUUCCCCAAGCCACACAUCCUCCUCCCAUCCCUUGCUCCGAUCCCAGCCCCUGAGCAGGGAGAGAGAAGUUUUGUUGGCAUAGGUUUGCUUAGGUAGCCGGCUUCUAGAAUGUAGAUCCGUGAGGGCGUGAGCUUGGACUGGACCCACUGCUGAUUCCCUGCACCUAGCACAGUGCUUGCCACAAAGUGGGCUCUCAAUAAAUAUUAUUUGUCCAAGGAA
Molecule: messenger RNA, 1287 nt
Organism: Homo sapiens (human)
Lineage: Eukaryota; Metazoa; Chordata; Mammalia; Primates; Hominidae
Gene: FBXO2
Product: F-box protein 2
Exons: 6
Coding region: 90-980 (296 amino acids)
Biological process (GO): protein ubiquitination; regulation of protein catabolic process at postsynapse, modulating synaptic transmission; SCF-dependent proteasomal ubiquitin-dependent protein catabolic process
Cellular component (GO): glutamatergic synapse; dendritic spine; SCF ubiquitin ligase complex
Molecular function (GO): carbohydrate binding; amyloid-beta binding
Source: RefSeq, marked reviewed